AUGUGUCGAUUUCUAGAUACUCGACGUCCGGUCAACGGCGAUGGUUUCGGCGUAGGAUUCUACACAUCUCCCCAGCUCAGCCCGGAUCCCUGUAUCUUCACCUCCACCCUCCCUGCCUGGAAUUGUGAUAACCUCGAACGAAUUGCGUCCAAAACAUGCUCGUCACUCAUAUUCGCGCAUGUACGGGCAACGACGGAAGGGUCCCUAGCAGAGAACAACUGCCACCCGUUUCAGCACAACACGCUCAUGUGGAUGCAUAAUGGGAACUUGGGAGGAUGGCAGCACAUAAAACGACCGCUCGGUGACUCGCUGGCCGACAAGUGGUAUCUGGGCAUCAAGGGAGGAACCGAUAGCGAGUGGGCAUUCGCUCUCUUCUUGGAUCUGAUGGCGAAAGAAGGAGUUGACCCCAGCGCGGCGCCGGAGGGAGGAUUCGGCCCUGAGCUGUUGCGAGGAGUGAUGACCAAGACGAUCAGGAAAAUCAACGAUUUCAUUGCUGCCAUUCCAAAGGAAUAUGCCAUGACCGACCUCGAGACCAGGAGUCUCCUCAACUUCGCGGUAACGGAUGGACAUUCUGUUAUCUGCACACGCUAUGUGAGCAGCAAAACAGACGAGGCUGCCAGCUUGUACUUUUCGUCUGGAACGAAGUGGAAAGAAGGCAAAACCAAGGGGCAUUUCAAGAUGGAAAGACACGACAAGGGAGCAGACAUCGUCCUUGUUGCUAGUGAACCGCUCACAUUCGAGAGAAAUAACUGGGUGACCGUACCAACAAACUCCAUUCUCACCAUCCACAAGCAGAAGGUCCUCAUACAUCCUAUUAUCGAUGAAUUCUAUGACGGGGAUCCAAACCACGGCCGAUCUUCUGGGUUUGCCGUCUCCAAAGGCCUCGUCAGCAAAGCCCCUGGAACCACCGUUGCCCCUGAAAGUGAGACCGUCCCGACAUCGAACGUGUCGACUACCGCCAGCACUCCAGCAUGCGGUGUCAAACGGGAGAUCGACAGUCCAAGCCUAGAGAUGCACAGGAAUGUUACUGGAGUCGCCCUUCCUUCCUAA
Messenger RNA from Arthroderma uncinatum, 1050 nucleotides. RefSeq lists its product as uncharacterized. The transcript is spliced from 3 exons. The coding region runs from base 1 to 1050 and encodes 349 amino acids. Lineage: Eukaryota; Fungi; Ascomycota; Eurotiomycetes; Onygenales; Arthrodermataceae. The record is from RefSeq and is a predicted model, not a curated record.